AUGUUACGCAAUGCGAAUGAGUCACAAAACUCCUUGGAUAAACAAAUAAAUGAUAAAUUAUCGUCAUGUGAAUUGCAUGAAGAUAAAAAGAUAAUUGAAGAAUUAUGCGAAUUACAUGAAAAGGAAGUAUUAAAAGGAAGUUAUGAUUUUGAAUUUAUUAAUUCAUUUGAAAAAUAUUUAGCAAGUAAACAAUUAAAAACCGAAGAUUUAAUUAAUUU
This is a messenger RNA of Racocetra fulgida, 218 nucleotides long. Lineage: Eukaryota; Fungi; Glomeromycota; Glomeromycetes; Diversisporales; Gigasporaceae. The record is from the annotation of a GenBank genome assembly.